UUACAUUCUUUUCGCUGACUGAAUGAUCUGCUGAAUUGACCUUUGGUUUUGGUCAUGGUCUUGACCUUUUAUUCAUUUUAAAAUCAUGGCUGCUAGUGAUAAAGUUGAAAGUUUGGAAUCUAUACUUGAGAAAUAUAUACCCGAAGAUGAAUUACAAUUUGUUAAAACAUCUCUGUAUGGUAAAGCAUUAAGAUCCUUAGAUUUUCCUGAAGAAGCUAUUAGUACUGCAAAUGAAAAGAAUUUUGAACUGAAAGGAUAUGCUUUUGAUGCAGAAAAGGAAGAGCUAAGGCCUCCUCGAACUGUACGGGUUGGCAUAAUUCAAAAUGCUAUUGUUGAACCUACUGAUGCACCUGUAUCCGUGCAGAGAGAAGCAAUUCACAAACGAAUAGAAGAAAUCAUAGAAGUUGCUGCUCAGUGUGGUGUCAACAUAAUAUGCUUUCAAGAAGCAUGGACAAUGCCAUUUGCCUUUUGUACAAGGGAAAAACAGCCUUGGUGUGAAUUUGCUGAAAGUGCCGAAAAUGGUCCAACUACAGUUUUCUUAUCAGAGUUGGCUUUUAAGCAUAAAAUGGUUAUAGUGUCACCUAUUCUUGAGAGAGAUGAAACUUACGGAGAUGUGCUUUGGAAUACUGCAGUAAUAAUAUCAGAUUCUGGGGCUGUGUUAGGCAAAACUAGAAAAAAUCAUAUUCCUCGAGUUGGAGAUUUUAAUGAGUCAACUUAUUAUAUGGAAAGCGAGCUUGGACAUCCUGUAUUUCAGACUCGUUGGGGCAAAAUAGCCGUAAACAUUUGUUAUGGCAGACAUCAUCCACAAAAUUGGAUGGUUUAUGGCAUAAAUGGUGCUGAAAUUGUUUUUAACCCUUCAGCUACUGUGGGGGAUUUAAGCGAACCUUUGUGGCCUAUUGAAGCUAGAUGUGCUGCCAUUGCUAAUAACUACUUCACCUGUGCAAUCAAUCGAGUUGGAAUAGAAACAUAUGCUCAUGAAUUUACUUCUGGAGAUGGAAAACCAGCUCAUAAAGACUUGGGACGAUUUUAUGGGUCUAGUUACAUAGCAGGGCCAGAUGGAAGCAGAACUCUAGGCCUGUCUCGUCUAAAGGAUGGUUUGUUGAUUGCUGAAAUGGAUUUAAAUUUAUGUCGACAAGCAAAAGAUAAAUGGGGAUUCAGGAUGACCCAGCGGCUGAAUAUAUAUGCUGAUGCCUUUUAUUGGGCAAGUCAACCUGGAUUUUAUCCUCAAGUGCAUCAUGAAUGAAAAAUCUCAAAAUAAAAAAAAAAUGGGUACUAUAUCAUAUUUCAAAAAAAUGAGCUGUGCUUUCAUUGGUGUUAAAAGCAUAUUGCCAUGUUCAUUAAUUGUUCAAGAUUAAAAAUUUUAAUUAUAAAUUCAAAUUGCUUCUUUCAAACAUAUUUUAAUAAAAUUUUGUUA
Messenger RNA from Uloborus diversus, 1414 nucleotides. Its product is annotated as beta-ureidopropionase-like. The record is from RefSeq and is a predicted model, not a curated record. The transcript has 12 exons. Bases 86 to 1243 code for a protein of 385 amino acids. NCBI's taxonomy places the organism in Eukaryota, Metazoa, Arthropoda, Arachnida, Araneae, Uloboridae. Gene Ontology annotation, molecular function: beta-ureidopropionase activity.